AUGGAAUAUAUUGAAAAAUAUUAUGGUACAGAGUCUCAAGAAGCAGAAAUGAUAGUAUUUGAACCGGAAGAGAAAAUGAAAAAGGAAGUGGUACAAACAUUGUGUUUUCAAAUGGAUCCGAUUGGACAAACACUUGUAAAUGAAAUGAACAAAAAUAUUAAAGAAACAACCCAAGGAACUAUGGAACAUGUGGUACGUCGAGAUUUACAACCAAAACAAAAAGCACGUUUAGCAUUGAUAACAUCAUUUAAUUCAAUGUUCUACUGGAAACCACCUGGUCAAAUAACAGAAGUGGAGACAUUUUUUUAUGAAACGUACGAGAAAAAUGUGGAUACACGUAGCGUAAUAAAAGCAUAUCGAUGUGAUGGUUUAUUUCGUACAUGUCUUACCAGAGAUAAUAUACGUGUCCUGGAAUUAGAUUCCGAAAUUGAUGGUCUUAAAAUGUAUCUUUUUCAACCAAGAAUAUUCUUUUCAAAAGAUUUCCUAAAAUUAUUAAAUGGUAAACAACUACGACAUUAUAUCACUCAAAUAGGUUCACAACCAAUAAGACAAUCGAUUAUAAUUCCACGUUUUUCAAUAAAUUCACCUGUUGGAUUACGAUCGGUAUUUGCAUUAUGUAAGCCAAUCUAUCAUUUCAUUUUCAAGAAUAAGCAUCCACAAUUUCCGUAUCCGUGUAUCGCUCGAAUAUUCUCACCGGAUAAGGCUGAAUUCGGAAUGAUCUAUGGGAAAGCUUCGAGGGAAAAUUUUGGUCCAUGUCAUAUAUAUCCACUUUGGGACUAUUAUCAUAAAACUAAAAUGGCUUUGAAAAUCGGACAACCGGAAUCAAAGAAAGGAAUUGAUGAUGAAAUGCGGGUUGUAACUUUUAGUCAACGAACAAUGAAAGAUGAAAUGAGCGAGAAAAAAUAUCAGCAAAUAAUAGCUGUAACCGGAAGAAUGAUGAUCAUCGAAGGUCAGGUUGGAAUUGAUCGAAAACAUUAUCUGAUCGGAAUUCUCGAAAAUGAAAAUGAUGACAAUCGUGAUGACAAGCGACGAAUUCUCAAUUCAUUUGCUAAAUCAAAAAGAUUAGGCGCAGUUGAUACAAAAGAUGCGGUAAAAAAAAACAAAUGGAAUUUUAUUGAUAAUAGAAUUUCUCACUCUAACAAGCAAUUACAACAAUUAUUGAAAAGUGGAAAAAAACAAUUAAGAAUUCAACACGAUAUUGUUCGAAAAAAAGAAUUGCCACAGCAAAAAAGCUCAAAAAGUGAAAGUUCAACUAAAUCAUCAACAUGUAAAUCAAAUGGUGGUACUCAUCAACAAGUUUCUAAAAGAGAUGAAGAAACACAACACGAUGAUAAGAGAGAUGAUAACAAAUAUAGUAAUAAUAGUAGUGAUAAGAGUAGCAGAACGCAAUCAUCUAUAAAAUAUUAUGAUAAUGAUAAUGACAAGAGCAGCAGAACGCAAUCAUCUAUAAAAUAUCAUGAUAAUGAUAAGAGUAACAGAACGCAGUCAUCAAUAUCUUCCCAUUAUUCGCAACGUUUCGCAGCGGGCGCAGAAAUCAAUAAGCAAAUUUUAAAAGAAAAUAUUGAAAAGACAUCAAAUGAAAAAGCAAUUGGAAAAUUGAAAGAGACAAGUUUACAAAAAAAACAAGCAAUUUAUCGUCUUGCAAAAGGACCUGAAAUAGCACUUGCUAAUAAAAUAGAUACCAUUAUGGUAGAGCGAGAUGAGAUACCUCAUAUUAAUUCAUACUUUACAGUAAAAUCAGAGAAUAACAAGGUCAAAGAUAUGCAAGCUGAUAUCAUUUUUAAUACACCAUUCCUUUAUAUGAUUGUUAGUAAAUCAGAAGUUGGACGAUAUUUUGUUGUUAGUAUGGGACGAUUUACGAAUAUACAGGAAACAAAUCCACCAGAAAAUAUAUAUGCUAGAGAUAUACCAGUGCUAUUAACAGAUGAUAAUAAUAACUGA
This is a messenger RNA of Brugia malayi, 1941 nucleotides long. RefSeq lists its product as uncharacterized. The coding region runs from base 1 to 1941 and encodes 646 amino acids. The record is from RefSeq and is a predicted model, not a curated record. The transcript has 16 exons. Lineage: Eukaryota; Metazoa; Nematoda; Chromadorea; Rhabditida; Onchocercidae.